Aspergillus piperis CBS 112811 is the source of this 1906-nucleotide messenger RNA. RefSeq names its product tRNA-dihydrouridine synthase family protein. The coding region runs from base 135 to 1763 and encodes 542 amino acids. The transcript is spliced from 2 exons. Gene Ontology annotation, biological process: tRNA processing. Lineage: Eukaryota; Fungi; Ascomycota; Eurotiomycetes; Eurotiales; Aspergillaceae. Gene Ontology annotation, molecular function: flavin adenine dinucleotide binding; tRNA dihydrouridine synthase activity. The record is from RefSeq and is a predicted model, not a curated record.
CCCUCCGCAAACCGCUACCUUGAUUGCUCCUUUCGGGGACGAGAAUCUCUUAGUUCGUAAAGAUUCGUCUCCCUCGGUUCUCACCCCCCUGGCUGGGGCACUUCAUCCCCAAGUUUCUACGCCCAAACGUGAAAAUGGCGGUCCCGGAGACACAGCCCGCUCCGCAAGGAAGCGUCGCAGACCAGAAUGCGCCUGUAGCUGCGGCUGCUGAACCGAGAAAGAAGCUCCUUGGAAGACAGUUCUACGAGAGUAUUGGAAGCCCGAAGUACAUCAUUGCACCUAUGGUGGACCGGUCUGAGUUUGCGUGGCGCAUGCUCACUAGGUCGUUCAUGACACCGGAAGACCAGAAGAAGGUUCUUGCAUACUCCCCCAUGUACCAUGCGCGCUUGUUCCGUGAGCAAGCAAAUGUCCGCGUACAGCACUUCCACCCUACUCGCGCUGCCGCCGGCAAAGGCGAGGAUGAGUCGCCAUAUCUCGACGGAAACCCUUCGUUCGAUCGGCCUCUGUUUGUACAAUUCUGCGCCAAUGAUCCUGAUGAUUUCUUGGAGGCCGCGCGCCAUGUGGCACCAUACUGCGAUGCGGUGGAUCUCAAUCUGGGAUGUCCUCAAGGCAUUGCGAAGAGGGGUCACUAUGGUGCUUUCCUCCAGGAAGACUGGGAUCUGAUUUACAAGCUGAUCAACCGACUUCACAACGAACUCUCGAUCCCAGUCACUGCCAAAUUCCGUAUCCAGGAAACGAAAGAGAAGACGCUCGAAUAUGCGAAGAUGAUCUUGUCCGCUGGUGCGAACAUAAUCACGGUGCACGGACGGAGAAGAGAACAGAAAGGCCACAACACCGGACUGGCUGAUUGGAGCUACAUUCGCUAUCUCCGCGAUAACCUGCCCCCAGAGACGGUCAUCUUCGCGAAUGGCAACAACUUGAACUAUGAAGAUCUGGACCGUUGUCUGGAAGAGACAGGUGCUGAUGGUGUCAUGAGUGCGGAAGGCAACCUGUCCGAUCCAUCGAUCUUCAGCAAGCCCCCUCCAGUUGGCAGUGAAGGGAGGGAAUACUGGCGAGGCAGGGAUGGAAAGGGUGGAUAUCGUAUCGACGCCAUGCUACGGCGGUACUUGGACAUCAUCUACAAGUACGUGCUUGAACAACCUGUUCCGGACAGGAAGCCGCUUUAUCUUCCAUCGGACGCAGUGGAAGAAGAACCUGAACAGACAACCGAAACAACCGAGGAAACCGAAGACGGCCCGCCCAAGAAGAAGCAGAAGCGCGAGAAGUCAAAGAGAGCGGCCUCUCCCAGUCUCGGUGUCAUGCAGGGCCACCUCUUCCAGCUUCUCCGCCCUAUGGUCUCUGUGCAUACCAAUGUCCGUGAUGCGUUGGCAAGAUCGAGACCUGGCGAUAUGCCAGCGUUUGAGAAUGUCCUGGCUCUCGUCGAACAGGCAAUCAAGAAGGGUCUCAAGGAAUACGAGCAAUUCCCGGAACGCUUUGAGAAAGACCCGAACCAAGAACUGACCGGAUCCAAGGCGACCAUUGCCGAGUAUGGCAGGCCUUGGUGGAUCUGCCAGCCACACAUUCGACCACUUCCUGAGGAGGCUGUCGAACUGGGUGCGCUUACUGUGAAGAAGAAGAACGAUGGCAACGAAAAGCCCAAGGCGGACGAGUCGUCUGAAAAGGCCACCCCUACUGCAGAGGGGUCUGCCACUCCUUCGAAGACGGACGGGGCAGUUAACACGCCUGCCACGGCGACUACUCCGGACAACCUGGUGAGCGGUUGAUAUCACGAUUCAAUAUUUGGUGUUUUUGCGGAGUAAUGGGACCAGCAUCUUAUACCCAAGUUGGGCAUAGCUACUAUUCAUGUUAGAUAUAGACGCAUACAGAGCACAUAGUACAUAGAGCUACGUUUAUAAGCAUAAUUUUC